This is a messenger RNA of Mytilus trossulus (common blue mussel), 2543 nucleotides long. RefSeq lists its product as uncharacterized. Lineage: Eukaryota; Metazoa; Mollusca; Bivalvia; Mytilida; Mytilidae. Gene Ontology annotation, molecular function: excitatory extracellular ligand-gated monoatomic ion channel activity; transmembrane signaling receptor activity; transmitter-gated monoatomic ion channel activity involved in regulation of postsynaptic membrane potential. The record is from RefSeq and is a predicted model, not a curated record. The coding region runs from base 66 to 2543 and encodes 825 amino acids. Gene Ontology annotation, cellular component: synapse; plasma membrane; neuron projection. Gene Ontology annotation, biological process: regulation of membrane potential; monoatomic ion transmembrane transport; signal transduction. The transcript has 14 exons.
AUUUAACAGUGCUGUUCUUUAAUUUCUCUUAGACUUUAUUGGCCAUAUCGAAGAACAUAUCUGAUAUGAAAACUUUUGUUUGCUAUAUUUUGUACCAUGUGGCGUUCAUAUUUCUUUUAUCAGAUGUGAAUUGUAGCAGUUAUACAAAGCAGAUAGCUGAGUCUAUAUUUACUGACUACGACACAGGACUUCGACCAGUAUGUGAAGGAAUUACACAAGUAAAUCUAACAAUGGGCGUGGCUGUCAGACAACUGAUAGGUUUGGAUGAACCAAACCAGGUAGUAAAAUUAAACUUAUGGGUGCGAUUGAAAUGGAAUGACUGUUCAUUACAGUGGAAUGCUAGCGACUUCAAUAAUACAGAAUACAUCAUUGUGCCGAUCAAAAGGAUCUGGGUGCCAGAUGUAACACUCUUUGACAGUAUCACCAUUGAACUUUCCGGUAUGAAAAGCUAUAAAGCUAUUGUUUAUCCUGAUGGAACAGUCUAUUACAACUUCCCAACGCUCAUCGAAUCCAUUUGUCCUAUAGACGUUACCUGCUUUCCCUUUGAUUCUCAGAUGUGUCCUCUAGUUUUUGGUUCAUGGGUAUACCAUGGGUUGCAGCUUGACAUUCAGGCAAGGAAUAAUCCUGGUGAUUUGUCAUCUAUGAAGAAGAAUGUUGAAUGGAUAAUUGAAAAGGUUGAAGUUCAAAGACAUGUUUUAAAAUACGGAUGUUGUCCGGAACCGUAUCCAGAUAUUACAUUUUAUAUUUACUUGAAACGUAAACCAGCAUAUUAUGUAACAAACAUAAUUAUACCGUCAGUGAUUAUUACCGUGCUUGCUAUCCUUGGCUAUUUCCUGCCAGUAGAAUCUGGUGAAAAGGCGUCUUUAGUCAUCACAAUCAUGCUAUCCUUGUCAGUUUUCCAGUUACUUGUAGCAGACAAGUUACCACCAUCCGCUGAUGCAACACCUUGGUUAAUGUUUUUCUUCAACUUUAUUCUCGGGAUGUCUGCCGUUUCCACAAUGAUACAGGUAGCCGUUAUCAAUACGUAUUACCGUGGAGAGAAGGUUGUGUUAGCGUGGAUGACAAAGUAUAUUAUAGUACCACUGUGUUUCAUAACAAUGGUUCAGAUUCCAGGAUACAAUUCACCAAAAUGUAGCCAAAAGUACCAAGUUAAAGAUAUAUUUGAGAAAGACAAAGAACCGAGUAAUACGGCUUUAUGGAAGUGUUUUUCUGUUGCACUAGACAGACUUGGCAUACUUUUAUUUAUAUUCACUGUAACUGUAGGAUGUGGCUGUUACAUAACAUCACAUGAGCAACAUGACGGGUGCCAUUAUUGGGACCAGAACUGCUUAGAUUCUGUUUAUUGUACUACAAGCCCGGUUAAGAAUGUUAGUGAUGUGAUAUUUGCAGACUAUGAUAGCAGCUUAAGACCAGUAUGUAAUGGGACUACACAAGUUAAUGCUACUCUAGGCAUUGCAUUGAGACAAGUUAUAGAAUUGGACGAGCCUAACCAAGUUAUCAAGCUGAAUUUAUGGAUACGUCUGAAAUGGAAUGAUUGCCUUCUUCAAUGGGAUCCAAAUGAUUUCGAUGGAAUAACUAACAUUAUCGUACCUUAUAAAAAGAUCUGGGUGCCUGACUUAACCCUUUAUGACAGUAUUUCAUCCGAGUUCUUUGGAUUAGCAGAUUUCAGACCAACGAUUUACUCUGAUGGAUCAGUAUAUUAUAACUUUCCUACAGUUAUUGAAGCUUUGUGUCCCAUUGAUGUUGCAAACUUCCCUUUCGAUUCCCAAAAAUGCGAGUUGAUUUUUGGUUCUUGGGCCUAUCAUGGAUUUUCUCUAGACUUUUCUCCAAGAUCAAGUGCUGUCGAUUUAUCAUCAAUGAAACAGAACGUUGAAUGGGAGGUUCCGAAACUAACCGUAGAACGACACGUUGUUUAUUAUGGAUGCUGCCCAGAACCCUAUCCAGAUGUUACAUUCUACUUUCAUCUGAAAAGAAAACCAGCGUUCUACGUGACGAAUAUAAUAAUACCGUCGAUUAUGAUUACGAUAUUAGUGGCCCUUGGAUUUAUACUUCCGGUUAGUUCCGGUGAGAAAGUAUCGCUAGUGAUAACCGUAAUGUUAGCAAUGUCUGUUUUCCAGCUUCUUGUUGCGGACAAGCUUCCUCCGUCAGCGGAAGCAACACCAUGGAUUGUUAUCUUCUUCAACUUUAUACUUGGAUUAUCUGGGGUGUCAACCAUCCUCCAGGGAGUUGUAAUCAAUGUGUUUUACCGGGGUCAGCAAGCCAUACCACACUGGCUAAUGAAGGGUGUGAUUAUACCAGCAUGCCUGAUGACGUUUGUUACUCUACCUGGCGUGGAAAGAACCAACUGCUGCGCGAAAAAGGUAUAUGAUGAUGUCGAAAAAUUCACUAAAGGAAAACUGGAAACAGGAACUUCUGACAAUGCUACCAUAUGGAAAUGUUUUUCAAACGCUAUAGACAGACUUGGUCUAGCAUUAUUAUCAUUGACUUUGAUUAUCGGUUGUAUUGUUGUAUUCGGAAACAUCACAAACGCUGAAUCUGAAUGA